AUGUGGCCACAUAAAAAAGGUCUUGGUGUUCGAUUGAGUUACGGUGUUUAUGGAAAUGCAUUAGUUUCUAUUGACACUGUUCCUAAAGCCCAAGAUUAUUUACAACUGAAUGAGGAAACUUUUGUUUCAUCUAAUCUGGAUCAACCUUCAGAUGAGCUGGAUUUACAUACCCCAUAUAGAACUUUAUUUCCCAGGAUCAACGAAGAAGGUGAUAAACUUGAAUUUAAAUCUGAAAAGUCUACUCAAAUAGUAGAAAGUCAGACAUCGAAAUUCACUAUAAAUUCAUCUAUGUAUGAUAAUCUUCGUGUUCCAGCAAUCCCAAAAUCCACUACUACACCCAAGAGUGCUACUCAUGACUAUAUUCCUCAAGAAAUCAUACUGUCUUAUUUAGUAGAAUCCAAAACAUUAACGUCUAAUAUAGCAUAUGAUCCAAAUUGUGGAGAUAUAUUGCAAAUGUUUGAUAUGUAUGUCAAGGAACAAAAUGCAUAUGUUGAUGCAAUGGCAUUUGUCACAGGUGAAGCAACAUCAGUAUUGAACAUUGUACUAUGUGAACAUCCAGAUGAAAAAUUUGUCAUGUCAGCUGCAUACCAAUUAGAUUUCUUUGAUCCAAUUUUACAAAUACAAGUGUCUGAUAAAAGUGAUAAGAUUGCAAUAAUUGCAGUAAGAACAGCCGCAAAAGUGUUUAUAUUAAGUGCUAUGAUAUCACGAAUAGGCUAUAUCCAGGAUGUUCCAAGUAUUGAAUUACUUAUAGUAGGUGAAGUCACAGCUGAUUCAUUGAAUGGUCAUUCUUUUGCUGAUGUCAAAUUUGAUAAUAAGGAAUUCCCACAUUUGGCUAUAACUGAUAUCAAAGGAAAUUUUACAGUUUAUAAAGUAAAUAAAAAAGUGAACAACAUCAGUAUGUCCAUAUUGGAGACCAUGAAAGAAAUGGACGAUAAUGGAGAAUCAUUAUCCAGUUGGAGACGAAUAUUUUGGGUUCCAAAAGAUUCAAACAAAUUAUUAGUGCUAUCAAGACUGAAAGUGGAUGAAAUUACACUUACUGGCUCAACAGCCACUUCAAGAACCUUGAUUACUUCAAAUACAUGGUCAAGAAUUAGAGAUUUCACAGUUAUUGGUAAUUAUGGGUUCAUGUUAACAUCUAAGGAAUUGAUCUGGUUUGGUUUUACUGAUGGAAUGACAAGAUUACUUUCCUGGAAACAUUUUCUAAAUGACAAAGAUCCUUCUUUGAAAUUGACCAUCCUUAGUGGAUCAAAUACAUUUACCUGUUUGGUGUAUUCACAAAUUAACCCUUGUAUCAUUGUAUAUACAUUUGGGAUGAGAAAUGAUAAACCAUAUAGUUUGCGAGAUCCAUAUAUUCUACGAAAGACACAUGAUAAUUCUGAGUUAAGGCAGGUUAUGAUUAGGAAGGUAGGAAAAACGUUGAUUAUGUUUGAAUUAACGACGGAUUUAGCCAUACAUUCCAGGACGUUGAUUGUUGGUGGGAGUGGUGCUGUCACCUCUGGUGACAGAGACGGCUAUUCUUCACUGGCAAUAACAUCCAAUAUUGGUCAAAAUUCAAAAAUUACUGCCAAGUUUUUUAAACAAUUUUCCCAAAAACAGAUUCAGGGUUUACUAAAAAUGCUGAACACAAAACCUCAUUCUCAAGAUAUUGCAACAGAAUCACAACAAAUUGAACUGAUUCAAAAGUAUGCUUAUGAACUAGGAAGUGGGUUUGCCAGGAUUGGUGAUUCUCAAACCAAGAUUGCCAGAUAUUUUUCUUUAUUUGAUGUUUGCAGUGAUCCACCAUUUGAAAUAAGAGAUAUAUUGGAGUUGGAUGAUAUGAUUGUUCAAUUAGAACUGUCAUUACCAGCUGAUAAAUUGAAACUAAAAAGUUUGAUCAAUAAUUCUUUUAUUCAAAGAAGUAAAUUUCAAAAUGAUGCUACCACCCAAACUCACAUUAAUGAUAUUUACAAGUUGAUAAAUAAUGUUUACCUGAAGGACGAGAAUAGUCGGACUUCAAAAAUUGCUGUUUCUAUCUUACUUGGGUUGUCGCUAAUAAAGUGUCAAUAUGAAUCUAAUCUAUUUACAGAUGAACUCGAAGAAGCAAUUUCGGAAGCACCAUUACAUGUAAAGUCUUUGGUAGAACAGUGGGAUGAUGAUGAUGAUGAUGAUCAAAAUACUACACAGAGUGGGAACCAAAUUGAAACAUCUGUUAUUGAACCAACACAAGCAACUCAACAUGAUUCCCAAUUCAUGCCUUCUAUUCGAUUGAACUCUCUGAUGCAAGCACCUUCAAUGUUGACUCAAUCCUCACAAACCCAGACUCAGACUCAGACUCAAUCUCAAUCUCAAUCUCAAUCUCAGAUACCUUUACAUUCUCAACGCUUGUCAUCAUCGUCAAGAAUGCUUUCAUCACAGCUUGGAUCCUCGUCUACGGGUGUCAGAAGAAAGCGUAAAAGAAAGGGAGGUUUUGCUUAA
Candida tropicalis MYA-3404 is the source of this 2454-nucleotide messenger RNA. RefSeq lists its product as uncharacterized. Gene Ontology annotation, cellular component: RNA polymerase I core factor complex. The coding region runs from base 1 to 2454 and encodes 817 amino acids. The transcript has a single exon. Lineage: Eukaryota; Fungi; Ascomycota; Pichiomycetes; Serinales; Debaryomycetaceae. Gene Ontology annotation, molecular function: RNA polymerase I general transcription initiation factor binding; RNA polymerase I transcription regulatory region sequence-specific DNA binding. The record is from RefSeq and is a predicted model, not a curated record. Gene Ontology annotation, biological process: nucleolar large rRNA transcription by RNA polymerase I.